AUGGACGCAGAGAUUAUGGUCGAUGCGGACGCGGGGAACAUGGACAUCCUGAUUACAGCCGGACCUGAGGCUGCAGAGAAACAACCGGAUAAUGAUAAGCCGGAGAGUAGCGGAGCUACAGACGUGAAUGGGCAACCGAAUGUUGUACCAUCGUCCCAGGAACAGUGGGAAACGAUGAAGGCCAUGAUGGCACAGCUGGACGUGCUCACAAAGGCGUUGGUACCAGAUCCUGUGGUACCAACGGCGGAAUGGAUUCUGGAGAAAGGUUGUGAGGCGUACUUACCAACAUUCACAACAAAGGAAGUUGGGGAAAGUACGGAACUGGAUGAGAUUCCGGUAGCCAAUGAAUUUGCCGAUGUGUUUGAAGCGGUACGGGGAGUACCGCCGGAUAGAUCAGAUCCGUUCAACAUCGAGCUGGAACCGAGGACGACCCCUAUAUCUAAAGCGCCUUACCGGAUGGCACCGGCAAAAAUGGCGGAGUUAAAGAAACAAUUGGAAGAAUUGUUUGAGAAAGGGUUUAUCAGACCAAGUAGUUCACCUUGGGGUGCACCUGUCUUGUUUGUGAAGAAAAAGGAUGGUAGCUUUAGGCUAUGCAUUGAUUACCGGGGCUGA
Molecule: messenger RNA, 612 nt
Organism: Camelina sativa (false flax)
Lineage: Eukaryota; Viridiplantae; Streptophyta; Magnoliopsida; Brassicales; Brassicaceae
Source: RefSeq, a predicted model, not a curated record